Molecule: messenger RNA, 6311 nt
Organism: Tachyglossus aculeatus (Australian echidna)
Lineage: Eukaryota; Metazoa; Chordata; Mammalia; Monotremata; Tachyglossidae
Gene: INPP4B
Product: inositol polyphosphate-4-phosphatase type II B
Exons: 27
Coding region: 458-3253 (931 amino acids)
Cellular component (GO): cytoplasm
Molecular function (GO): phosphatidylinositol-3,4-bisphosphate 4-phosphatase activity
Source: RefSeq, a predicted model, not a curated record
AGAAAAGCGAUCCAUUUUUCAGGGCGAGGAUGCGCGCAUCGCGAUUAGGCUGCCGCUGAACAAAACUUCUUAGGAAAAAACCGAACAGAAAGAGAGAUGGUGGCAUCUGAUAGAAAAUCUGCAACUUUUGAUGAAAAAAUCAGAUCGAGCUACAAAGUCUAAUAAAGCUGGAGUAAUGUGACGUGUGCCAUUUGUUCAAAGCCAAGAAGACUAAAGAAAGAAGCAGAAGUCAUAAUAGGUCUCUGAAGCUGGUAAAAUAGGAAUCGUGGAGGAGGGUCAGUUUGCCAGAAGCAGAAAUAAAGAAAUGCAUCACUAAUUAUCAAGUUUAGGAGUGGAAAGCCUGCUUUUCACCUCAGAGCUGCAACAGUACUAGUCUCCCAGUCUUGGGCCGAGGAGAGCGGACAGGCACGCGCAGAAGGCUCGGCGCAUUAGAAUUCAACAACUGUCAAGCCCAAUCAUGGAAAUCAAAGAGGAAAGAGCAUCUGAGGAAGGACAUCACUUUCUCCCCCCGGCCCAGGGUGAGGAUCUAGGGGAGCUCCGGUGCACAAGUAUUCAGAGUACUGCUAAUGAACCAAAGUUGGAAUUCAGCCUUGCAUGUAAAGAUCUUGUAGCCGGGGUCCGUGAUCGGAAGUUGAACACGUUGGUGCAGAUCUCAGUGAUUCAUCCAGCAGAACAGAGUUUGACGAGAUAUUCAAGCACUGAAAUUGUGGAGGGAACAAGAGAUCCACUGUUUCUGACUGGUGUGGCAUUUCCACCAGACUACCCCAUCUAUGAAGAAACCAAAAUAAAACUAACCGUCUAUGAUGUCAAGGAUAGAGCUCAUGACACAGUCCGCACCAGUGCCCUUCACGAACACAAGGAACCGCGGUCAGAAGUUGGGCGAAGCUUCCUGGGCUGUGCUUGUUUUAAAGUAGGAGAGCUGGUGAAGUCAAAGGAGCAAAAACUGACCCUUAGUCUGAGAUCUUCAGAUGGUGGAAAAGCAGUUGGUUCCAUAGACGUCAGCCUAGUGAAGAUGGGGGAGAUAGAGGAUGGGGAAGCAGACCAUAUCUCCACAGAUGUGCAGGGCCAAAAGUGUGCAUUGGUGUGUGAGUGCACUGCUCCAGAAGGGAUGAGCAACAAGGACAGCUUGCCUUUACUGAAUGCAGUGCUAAAAAAUCCGGUGUGCAAGCUAUAUAGAUUUCCCACGUCGGACAGCAAAUGGCUGCAGGUCCGAGAACAGAUGUCUGAGAGCACCCUUUCUUUUCACAUUCCAAAGGAAUUGAUCUCCCUGCAAAUUAAGGAAGACUUGAGAAGAAACCAGGAGCUCAAAGAGCUUGGAGAGCUUUCCCCGCACUGGGACAAUCUGCGCAAAAGUGUUCUUACCCAUUGUGAGCACAUGGUGAGCAUGUACCAGGACACUCUGACGGAACUCGGGAAGCAGACAGGGUCUUCCUUCAAGUCAAGCUGUAAUAAAGGAGAGAAGACACUAGAAUUUGUUCCAGUAAAUCUACACGUUCAACAAAUGCAAGUGCACAGCCCCCAGUUGAAAGAUUCUCAGUACGAUGUCAUCACAGUGGGAGCCCCAGCAGCACAUUGUCAGGGAUUUAAGAAUGGCGGACUUCGGAGAUUGCUCAAUAAAUUUGAGAUGGAAAGGAGAAACACUGGAUACCAGUUUAUUUACUAUUCACCUGAAAAUACAGCCAAGGCAAAAGAAGUUCUCGGCAACAUCAAUCAACUAGAACCUCUCAUAUCAACCCAUGCAGACCUACUACUUAAUUCUGCAAGCCAGCAUUCUCCAGACAGCUUGAAGAAUUCUUUAAAGAUGCUUUCAGAAAAAACAGAGCUAUUUGUGCACGCCUUCAAGGAUCAGUUGGUCAGAAAUGCCCUGUUAGCACUCUACACAGCCCGGCCAGGUUGUGUUCUCAAAAAGCCAACUGCACCUGGGAGCAGUGUGGAGGAGACCAGCCCCCCAGGCCACCUACCUCCGAUCCAACGACAGGACUCAAUUCCACACCACUCGGAAUAUGAUGAAGAGGAGUGGGAUAGGGUGUGGGCCAACGUUGCACAAAGCUUAAACUGCAUUAUUGCGAUGGUGGACAGACUACUGGAAAAAGACAGCAGGAGCAGCAACAGCAGCAGCAGCAAAAGCAACAGUAGCAACACUCAAGAAGGUGAAAAAGACCCUCCACUCUCAGAUCCUAUCGCAGCUCCCACAAGUGAGAACUGGUAUGAACAGCUGUAUCCUCUCAUCGUUACCCUGAAGGAAUGUAUGGCGGAAGUAGUGAAUCGGGCAAAGCAGUCUAUGACCUUUGUGCUACUUCAGGAACUCGCAUGCAGCUUGCCACAGUGUUUGAUGCUCACACUCAGAAGAGAUGUCGUCUUUAGUCAAGCACUUGCUGGAUUGGUGUGUGGAUUUAUCAUCAAAUUGCACACGAGUUUGCAUGAUCCCGGCUUCCUGCAACAACUUCAUAUGGUGGGGUUGGUUGUGCAAUAUGAAGGACUGCUAAGUACAUAUAGUGAAGAAAUUGGGAUGCUGGAGGACAUGGCUGUCGGCAUUUCUGAUUUGCAGAAAGUAGCAUUUAAAAUAGUUGAAGCCAAAUCCAAUGAUUUUUUGCCGACCAUAAGUGGCAGGCGUGAACAUUAUGUAAUAGAGGUCAAACUUCCAGCAAGGGUGUUUGAGUUGCUGCCAAUAGAGAUUAAGGAAGGGAAGCUACUACAUGUGUACCCAGUGCUCUUUAAUGUUGGAAUCAAUGAACAGCAAACCCUUGCAGAGAGGUUUGGAGAUGUCUCUUUGCAAGAAAGCAUCAAUCAGGAAAACUUUGAACUCCUUAGAGAAUACUGUAAGUUGUUUACCGAAAAGAUGCCUCCUGAUAGCCUACCCCAUUUCCAAGAGCAGAAUGACUUAAAAGGAUUACUAGAAAAUCUCCAUCAAAAUGUCCAGGCCAAAAAAAGAAAGAAUGUCGAGAUCAUGUGGCUGGCUGCCACGAUCUGUCGCAAGCUGAAUGGAAUUCGUUUUACCUGUUGCAAAAGUGCCAAAGACAGAACAUCCAUGUCAGUGACGCUUGAACAGUGCUCGAUCUUGAGAGAUGAGCAUCAGCUGCACAAGGACUUCUUUAUCCGGGCACUGGAUUGUAUGAGAAGAGAAGGAUGCCGCAUAGAGAAUGUACUGAAGAAUAUCAAAUGCAGAAAGUAUGCAUUCAACAUGCUACAACUGAUGGCUUUCCCCAAGUACUACAGACCUCCAGAGGGGACAUAUGGAAAAGCUGAUACCUAAGUUUUACAAAAUGGUCAUCAGGAACACACAACUGUUUUAAUAUGCACAUUGCUUUGUUAUGUCAUGAAUUGGGAUGGCGGGGGUGAGGGGCGUUGAAAGAAGUCUAGGAAUUGAUUGAAUUGGGUUUGAACAGAUGGAGUUAGAAAUUAAAAAUUACUGUGGGCAGGCAUUUGGAAAAAAAAUGUAUCCCCAGAGAUGCCGUGUUGAACAUUCUCUGUGCCAAAGACUAUAAAUUACUGCAUCACACGAGCCACCGUAUCUUUAACUCAGUGACAACAAUCAAUGGUACUCGGAUAAGAGCCUUUCAGACCAAACAGGUUGCUACAGGAAAACGGAAUAUACUUCAGUAAGAGGUAAUCUCCCCUAAGAGACAGAUAUGAACAGUGCCCAGUAUGAGUUGGGAAUCAAAGUUCAUUUGAAACCAAUGAAACCUUAUGGUCAUUAGGUCUUCCAGUGUCUGGUGUCAUUGGAAACAUUUGGCAUUUCUCCAUGUGCUGUUCUUCCAACCAAAAUAGAGGACAGUGCUUGCUUCUCAGCAGCCAUCAGAUCCCCUUGUCUUUUCAUUUAGGUGGUAAUCCAUCUAUAAUAUAACAUGUAAUCUAAUAGGUAAUCUAUCCUUCUCAAAGAGAGACAGUGUCACAUUUGUGUUUCAGAAGAGUUGCUUCCAAACAACCAAGGAGAGGCAGUUGAAAGGUGUUUCUAAGGGGCCGUGUCUUUUCAGAAAGCUUCCCAGAGUCUUUCUACAUGAACAACCCGUGUAUGUGUUUGAGUACAGAAUGCAUAGUCUAUUUCUUCGGUUUACUUUGAAACCACUUCCGAAAUGAAAUUUAGUAUUUGUUUCCUAGCACCCAGCAGUAACACUUUAUGAUGGCUUAAGACAGGAGCAACAAUAAUCUGAUUCAAUGUCAACUAUAGAAAGAAUUUGAGAGAAAGAUGGUAAAAGCCAAAGUAAGAGUUUUCAAGAGGCUACUGGCUCUCAGAUCUUAGAAUCAUUGAAAGGGACAAAACUCAGUGUAGUAACUAGCAAUUGCUUCCUAGACAUCAUUAUGGUACAUAAUUUUUCUUAAUGUUAUUCUCUCUUUAUUCUGGCAUAAGUACAAACAAUUAGGACACCUUAUUGAAAAUGUGCAAUAUUAUUUACAUGGUAAACUGAAAUAACUUUUAUUUUCAUUUGAAUUCUAAAGACAUUCUUGUUUUCUCAGUAGACCAGAAUGAUUAUUUGGAAAAGCAUAUAUCGUUAUCAUCUAUUAAAUAUUUCUUUGCUCUUCCAUAAACAAAAUGGAAGGUCUUUAGUAUUUUUGUAAUAGCCUAGUGCCUGAAGUAGCAUCUAGCUAUUUGCACAUUUAGAUUCAUAAACUCCUGGUAGAGUCUUGGAAUGCAAUUUAUUCUACGGGAAUGAAUAUAUUUAUUUUCACAGAAUCAUUUUUGAUCUUUGCAGCCAGAGCCAUGUAAGCCCUUUUUAGAGUUUUGAUCGAUAAGCUGAAGACUCUCAGGGUCACUUUAGUCUACCGGUUAAUGUCACCCUUGCUGAAUAUUUCACAGCUACAGGAUAUCCUUCCUAACAGAAAGUUGGAUCCAACCAAUUUUUUAACCAAAUCUUAUUGACCUUUUCUCUAAUGCCCCAGGCUCUCGCAAGAAUGUUGAACUGAAAUCAUGUGAAGGCAUUACAUUUCUAUGGCUGGCAGUUAUUGUAGUAAAUCUCUGAGAUUUAAAACAUAAACCACCGCUAUAUUUUCUAGUACCAUGCACGUAGCAUGGUGUUAUAGUCCAGGUUCCAAAGGCCUUAAAAAAUUAGAUCAGCUUAAGAAUGCUUUACUUAAUUUUCUUUUUAAAAUAGUGAAACUGUAUUUCUGUGAAACCCGUGCAAGACCUAUCUUUGAAAAACUUUUAUUUUUUAAAAAUCUACUCUGAUAAUUUCAUCCCAAAUUCUGACCACCCAAUGCCAGUUGUACAGUAACGCAUUUGGAUUUCAAGCAAUCUCUGAAUGUUCUGUGGUUACUUAGACUAGUAUGAUGUUUUUUCAGGUGGGGUCACAUUUUCUAGGAUAGAGAAAACAAAUUUAAAAAGAAAAUUCCAAACUUCAGCAAUUGCAUUAUACUAUAGUUGAUAGCCAUUUCAAACUCUUUCCCUCCUCAGAAAGCCUAUUUCUUGGAUUCAGACUUCAAGUGGAGAAGUAAAUCCCAAGUAGAAUAUUUUUAAAGCUGUUCUUUCACAGCACUCCCAAGUAGUACUCUGGUCUGCAUUUGCAAUGAGGCAGUGCAUCAUUGGAUGAAAGGAUGCCAGAUGACAUCCCUAUUUCCUUGCUUAUUAUAAGAGGUGAGGUUAUGUUUUACACUUCCACUUCUCAGAAUACACUCCAAACAAAGCUACGUUCAUUUACGUUUUGAUGGAGAAGGAGAAAGUCAUUUCUUCUUUUUUCCCCCAAAGUAAAUCAAGAAGGCUUCCAGAAACAAGACUCAGAGCACUAAUAAUGAGACAGGUUACACUUUGUUUUUACAUAGCACCUUUCUCCCAAAGAACACAAAGUGCAACUUGUGUUAAUAUUUCUGCUGUACUCAGAUUGGCACUCAUGCCAUUUGUGCUGACAAAGUGUUAACUUAUUUAAUGUUGUGUAACCAAAUACAAUUCUUGUAAAAUCAUCCCUAAAUUACUCUACUGCAAAAUGUGUUUAGGAUUGAGUCAUCUGCCAGAGAAAUGAGACUCCUAAUCAGGGGUGAGGGAGAUGUUUUUGCUCUGUCCUGGAAUGGUAAGAGGCCCUGAUGGAGUAUUUAUUUAUGGUUUCAUUGUUAUUUUUGUCCACCAUUGAAUGAUCACAAGAUAGUGAUCAGCUUAGACACUUACCCUUCUCUGAAUUCUGUGCAAGGCAAGUAUUAGCUGUAUAGAUUUGCAAUGAGCAAACUAGCAAUAUAAGCACAAAACAGAAGCCAAAAGAUAUUAGCUGAAUCAGAGCAUUACUGAAAGUUCUUUUUAGUAUGAAUUUUUAUGUUUGUAUUUUUGGCAUUUACUAAAAUUAGGACAUUUUAAAAAACAUUAUUCUGCCCAAGUUCCAAUAAAUACC